GCUGUAUGUUAAACAGAAGAUUUUCUCGGGAGGAGUGAGCUGUUCAGACUGUUUAGUUAAGUAUUGAAAUAAAGUUUUUUUUUUAGUGUUGUGAAAAAAAUUACAUGAUUGAGAUGGCUGAAGAUAUUAAUGAACAAAACAGUGACACUCUGGAAGUUCCAGAAAUCGAACUGAUUAUUAAGGCUUCUACCAUUGAUGGUCGUCGUAAAGGAGCUUGUCUGUUCUGCCAGGAAUACUUCAUGGACUUGUACCUUCUAGCUGAAUUAAAAACUAUUUCUCUUAAGGUGACAACAGUUGACAUGCUAAAACCACCUCCAGAUUUUCGUUCAAAUUUUGAUUCAACACCUCCCCCAAUAUUGAUUGAUCGUGGCCAGAAUGUGUUAGAGAAUGAAAAAAUUGAACGUUAUAUCAUGAAAAAUGUUCCAGGAGGUCAUAAUCUGUUUGUGCAGGAUAAGGACACUGCAACAGUUAUAGAAAACUUAUAUAGUAAAUUCAAGUUAAUGCUUACUAGAAGAGAUGAACAGGCUAAACGGGCUUUGCUAAAUCAACUAAGAAAUAUUGAUGCCCAUUUGGAAAAGAAACAAGGUCGAUUUUUGACUGGAGAUACUAUGUGUUGCUUUGAUUGUGAGCUGAUGCCACGUCUUCAACAUAUUAGGAUUGCAGGAAAGUACUUUGCUGACUUUGAAAUUCCUGAGGAUUUACGCAACCUUUGGUGUUACAUGGCUCGAAUGUAUCAACUUGAUGCUUUCACUCAAUCUUGUCCAGCUGAUCAGGACAUUAUCAAUCAUUAUAAACUGCAGCAAGGCACAAAAAUGAAAAAACAUGAAGAAUUAGAGACACCAACUUAUACUACUUCCAUCCCUGAAGGUAUUCUUGAAUAAGUCAAAAUUUAUUUUUUAUUGUAUAAAAAUCAAGUUGCACACACUUAUAAUAUGCGGUCUGAGUUCUUGACUCCCCUAGAAUUGCUUCUAUUACAUUUUCAGUGCUAUUAUUUGUAAAAUUCACUAAGACUUAAGUCAUCCUGUUCUGUAGUAUAGAAAAAUAAGGCUGCACACACAUGUAGGCCGAAGAAUUAUCAUCUGUAGUAUAUAAUGCACAGACGUUUUAUACUUUUCAUAAAAUAUAAAGAGUUUAUUUUGAGUACAGUCAUUGCUGUCUAUCAUUAAAAAUUGAAUUGUGCAUUUAUGUUACUUAUACAGGACAUGCACAGGAAAUGUCAAAUUGUAGUUUUUAGACAAUAUAAUUUUUAAACGUCAUUAAAAUUCUUAAGACUGUGCAUAUUAUUAAAGAUGUAUAGUGUUGUGAUAUUUUUGUAUAUGUGUAUACAGAUGAUUUUUCAGAAUUAACAGGUAUAUCUUUGAAACUAUUUCCAAUACCAAAAUUGAUUUUUUUUGUCGUAUAGCUUGGUGUAGCAUAUUUGUAUAAGAUAAUAAAAGAAGCCUUGUGUUGCAGAUAUUAAGACAGUAAUUAUGCAUUUAAACUUUGUAAACUCUUACAUGUAUUUAUAUAUAUUGUGUUUACAAUUAUAUACAUGUUUUUGAUGUGAAAUCUGAACAUUUAGACUUUUAUAUAACUCUUAUAAACAGUGGCAUUUUGUGUUUUCGAUAUUCUGAAAAUAAAACUUGAUUUAAAGAUUUUUGGUGCAAUUUCCCACUAUGAUUAUUUACUUUUGUGUGUUAACGUCAUAGUUAGGUAUAUUCUUUUUAGUAUAUAUUAACUUGCCUUCUAAUAAUUGAUAUGUUGUGUUGAUAAUGUUCCAUGUCCUGCUGUAAGCUUAAAUUUGUUGCAUACAAAUUUUUUGAUGUAUUCAAUGCUUCCUUGUGUGGUCUAUACUUUUUGAUUAAUAUAUAAAUGUUUCAUAACAUGUUUAAAUUGCUGUAAAAAACGAGUCUUCCCCUGAUCAUUCCAAGCAAUUGUAUUCAUGGGCAAGUAACUUGAAUGAGUUGUGUGUCAUUAAGUUGUGACUUUUUGCAUUUCUUUUUCCAGUUUUGAAUAAUUUAUUAUGAUAAGAUUUUUAUUUUUCUUAGAAAAAUUGCUAAAAUUUUAUUGUGCCUUUGAUAACUGCCCAUUCCCAAAUAGUUUGAAGUUAUUACUUUGAAGAAUAAAGCAUUGCUAACUUUCACCCUUUUCAUUUGUAUUUGAUAAUUCGUACAAUAAUGCACAGGUGGCAAACAGGUUUUAAUUUGUGUGCCAUAACAGGGUAUUCUUUAACAGUUCCAGGUGCCAUGGAUAAUUAUUGCAUAAUGUAUAAGUAUGGAAUUGUUAAUCAAUUUAGACUUGCAAUAUGCUAUUUCCAGAUAUUCUUGUGAAAAUUCAUAACUCGAAGAUAACUUAUGUAAUAAAAUUUUCAAUUAUCUGUAGCGCAUCAAUUUCAGAUAGAUGCUUCUUUUCAAACCAUCGAAAUUUUUGCAAUUUCAAUAAAAUAUGAUUUUUUGAAAA
Molecule: messenger RNA, 2439 nt
Organism: Argiope bruennichi
Lineage: Eukaryota; Metazoa; Arthropoda; Arachnida; Araneae; Araneidae
Gene: Clic
Product: chloride intracellular channel exc-4-like
Exons: 5
Coding region: 105-881 (258 amino acids)
Biological process (GO): chloride transport
Cellular component (GO): cytoplasm; apical plasma membrane
Molecular function (GO): chloride channel activity
Source: RefSeq, a predicted model, not a curated record